Molecule: messenger RNA, 3021 nt
Organism: Nannospalax galili (Upper Galilee mountains blind mole rat)
Lineage: Eukaryota; Metazoa; Chordata; Mammalia; Rodentia; Spalacidae
Gene: Cpt1b
Product: carnitine palmitoyltransferase 1B
Exons: 19
Coding region: 457-2775 (772 amino acids)
Biological process (GO): carnitine metabolic process; fatty acid metabolic process
Cellular component (GO): mitochondrion
Molecular function (GO): carnitine O-palmitoyltransferase activity
Source: RefSeq, a predicted model, not a curated record
UUAGAACUAACAAAUACUACUUGGUGUUGGGGGGAGAGCUGGAGAGGGAUGGGUCAACAGGGAGGAUGUGGUUGCCAACCCUGAGCACUGAAAUCAGCAGGCUACACAGCUGACUCCCUGGUGACCUUUUCCCUACAUUCAGCUAUUUUUAGCAUGCUCACGUGAGACCCUUCCCUCCUACUCCCAGCUCCCAGACCUUCCAGCAACUUUCAGCAGGCUGGCUGGAACCCUGCCCACCUCUCCUGAUUCCCAGUGGGAAGAGGAGGGGGUUCAGGUUUCUACCGCCCCCAUAUAUUUUCUCCACCCCAAUUUGGGAGUGGGUGUCAAAUUCCCAAUGAGGGCGGGGUAGGGCGGAGCAGGGGUGGCCAGGCCUGAAGGACACGGGGACAUGGGCCAGAGUGGCCAGACACAUAGACCUACAGGAGCGAACCUGUACUGUGCCACCCAACCUCCAGGAUGGCGGAAGCACACCAGGCGGUAGCCUUCCAGUUCACUGUGACCCCAGACGGGGUUGACUUCCGGCUCAGUCGGGAGGCCCUGAAACACAUCUACCAGUCAGGAAUCAAUUCCUGGAAGAAACGCCUGAUUCGCCUCAAGAAUGGCAUCCUUAGGGGUGUGUACCCUGGCAGCCCCACCAGCUGGCUAGCUGUCAUCAUGGCAACAGUGGGUUCCUCCUACUGCAAGGUGGACAUCUCCAUGGGACUGGUCUGUUAUAUCCAGCAAUGCCUCCCUGAGAGGUAUGGCCCCUAUGGGACCCCACAGACGCAGGCACUUCUCAGCAUGGUUGUCUUCUCCACGGGGGUCUGGGUGACAGGCAUCUUCUUAUUCCGACAAACCCUGAAGAUGCUGCUUUCCUACCACGGAUGGAUGUUUGAGAUGCACAGCAAGACCAGCCGUAGCACCAAGAUAUGGGCUAUCUGUGUUCGCCUUCUGUCCAGUCGACGUCCCAUGCUCUACAGCUUCCAGACAUCUUUGCCUAAGCUUCCUGUACCCAGUGUGCCGGCUACAAUUCAUCGGUACCUGGAUUCUGUGCGGCCCUUAUUGGAUGAUGAAGAAUAUUACCGCAUGGAGACACUGGCCAAAGAAUUCCAGGACAAGACUGCCCCCAGGCUGCAGAAAUACCUGGUCCUCAAGUCAUGGUGGGCAACUAACUAUGUAAGUGACUGGUGGGAAGAAUACGUCUACCUCCGAAGCAGGAGCCCCCUCAUGGUGAACAGCAACUAUUAUGCCAUGGAUUUUGUGCUUAUCAAGAACACAGAUGUGCAGGCAGCACGUCUGGGAAAUGCUGUUCAUGCCAUGAUCAUGUAUCGCCGCAAACUAGACCGUGAAGAAAUCAAGCCUGUAAUGGCACUAGGCAUGGUGCCCAUGUGCUCCUACCAGAUGGAGAGGAUGUUCAAUACCACACGCAUCCCGGGCAAGGAGACAGAUGUGCUACAGCACCUCUCAGACAGUAGGCAUGUGGCUGUUUACCACAAGGGCCGCUUCUUCAAGGUGUGGCUCUAUGAAGGCUCCCGCCUACUCAAGCCUCGGGACCUGGAGAUGCAGUUCCAAAGGAUCCUGGAUGACUCUUCCCUACCGCAGCCUGGGGAAGAGAAACUGGCUGCCCUCACUGCAGGGGGAAGGGUGGAAUGGGCACAUGCACGUCAGACCUUCUUCAACUCUGGCAAGAAUAAGACUGCUCUGGAGACCAUUGAGCGUGCUGCUUUCUUUGUGGCUCUGGAUGAGGAGUCCCAUUGCUACAGCCCUGAUGAUGAGGCUAGCCUCAGCCUCUACGGCAAGGCCUUGCUACAUGGCAAUAGCUACAACCGGUGGUUCGACAAAUCUUUCACUCUUAUUUCCUUCAAGAAUGGCCUAUUGGGCCUCAACACAGAACAUGCAUGGGCAGAUGCCCCCAUCAUUGGGCACCUCUGGGAGUUUGUACUGGGCACUGAUACCUUUCACCUGGGCUACACAGAGACUGGACACUGCGUGGGUGAGCCAAACACUAUGCUGGCACCUCCUCAGCGGCUGCAGUGGGACAUUCCUGAGCAGUGCCAGGCAGCCAUUGAGAGUUCCUACCAAGUGGCCAAAGCACUUGCAGAUGAUGUGGAGUUAUACUGCUUCCAAUUCUUGCCCUUUGGCAAAGGCCUCAUCAAAAAGUGUCGGACCAGCCCUGAUGCCUUUGUGCAGAUUGCCCUGCAGCUGGCUCACUUCCGGGACAAAGGCAAGUUCUGCCUGACCUAUGAAGCCUCAAUGACCAGAAUGUUCCGAGAGGGACGGACUGAGACUGUGCGUUCCUGUACCAGUGAGUCAACAGCCUUUGUGCAGGCCAUGAUGAAGGGGUCCCAUACGAAAGAAGACCUCCAAGAUCUGUUCCGGAAGGCUUCUAAAAAGCACCAGAACAUGUACCGGCUGGCCAUGACAGGGGCUGGGAUUGACAGGCACCUCUUCUGCCUUUACGUGGUCUCCAAGUACCUAGGGGUUAGCUCCCCUUUUCUGGCUGAGGUGCUCUCCGAACCCUGGAGCCUCUCUACCAGCCAGAUCCCUCAGUCCCAGAUCCGCAUGUUUGACCCAAACCAGUACCCGAAUCACCUUGGUGCUGGAGGUGGCUUUGGCCCUGUGGCAGAUGAUGGCUAUGGGGUUUCCUACAUGAUUGCAGGUGAAAACACUAUCUUCUUCCAUGUUUCCUGCAAGUUCUCAAGUUCAGAGACAAAUGCCCAGCGCUUUGGGAAUCACAUCCGCCAAGCACUGCUGGACAUCGCUGAUCUUUUCAAAAUUUCCAAGACUGACAGCUGAAGGCUGGAGAAAUACCAGCUGCCCUUUUGUCCCCACCUUGUAAAGGAAAAGGCCUGUGGCCAAAUCACAGGCACAAGGGAUGUCCAUGCACACAUGCCUGGUUCUGAGGACAGCUCUGGCAGCAGGUGCUCCCCAGACAGAUACUACUCCUUUAGGGCCCAAGUGGAGGUGGGAUUGGAGCAGGGAGGGAAUUUUAAAUUUUUUUUGUCUUGGUAGAUACUAAUAAAAAUAAGGCUGUAUAAUUCU